AUGGAUAAAUUCUUGGUAAGUUCACCAACACAGCUUUCACAGGGAUUCGACAUUGGAAAUGACACUGGUUUGUUAGAUUUGGAUCGUGGGGAGUUGUUCAAUGACGACCAAAACAAUACCAUUUCUCGAGAGUCUAACAUGGACCACGAUGACAUCACUUUGCACGGCGACAACGUCGAGUUCUACGGACUUGACUACCCAAGCCAGGAAUCAUUGCAUGAUAUAGUACCCAUAUCCAACAACUCGGGAACGGGUAAUUCUAAUGGGUAUUUUAGCAACAACCAUCGAUUUCAGCAUUCCAAGAAUAUUUCACUUGACGGAGGAAACAUGUACAGUUCCAAGAUUUCUCAUCAGUCGAAUUUGUCUACUUCAUCUAUGGUAUCUUUAUCACAAGAUGCACCUAGUCAGUACGACCCCAAUCAUAUGAAUCAGUCGGGAUCUAAUAAUACAUUGUAUUCUGGGGAUUCUAUACCGCAGCUAUCGUCCUCCCUCUCAUAUCAGUCUUUCCUGGACUCUCCAUCUUCCAUAAAGCAUAAUGCACAUCAAAAACUGCAGCUGCAGAACGUUCCACCUCAGAAUACACCAAGAAGAAUCGGUCGCAAUAAGUCUAUGUCCGUUUCUUCUUGUAAUAAUUAUAAUGCGUUUGCUACUCCAUCAAGAGGUCCAAAUAAUCUCAGCUUGUCUCCCGUGAACCUUGUAUCUACAGCUAGCAAUAAGGUUGGGAAAACUCCGCAUUCGCUAAAAACAAAGGGUCAUAGCAGAUCGAGAUCUAGACUAUCAAUUGAUGCUACGAACAACUCAUUGUUAGUAAACAACCCAUCUUCAAAUGGACAAAAAAUAACAACACCUGCUCAGAAUUCAUCAAAUUAUCCAGGGCUUAAUCCUUUCUACACACCAUCAUAUGUUUCACCUCGUCUCGAUAAGCUAGGGGACUUUGAUGAUUUUGGAACACCGUUACUUACGCCAAGUUCAAAUAAUCAAGCAAACCCACAAUGGAGCAAUCAGGGAAGUGGAUCAUACCAACAAUUCAAUUAUUUGAGUCCUGUGGCGAAUAAUACGAACUAUCCUUCUAGUAGCGGUACUAGUAGUAAUAAAACCAAUACUGCUUUUACAACACCUAUGUUAUUGAAAAGAAACGAUACAUUAGAUUCUAUAAAAAUUGAAGAUCAGGAUGAUGAUGCCUUUAAACAAUUAGGAAAGGCGAAAUCUUAUACAAAUUUUGUAAAUUCUAAAUUUAUGUUUAAUGAAACGAAGAAACUGGGAUUUAUGGAGGAUGAUAAUAAUUAUAGGAUGUUAGAACAAUCAUUAAUGGACAAACCAGAGAUUGGUGAUCUAAAGAAAGAUGAUGAUAUGUUUUUGAAUGCAGCCGAUUUGUCUUUAAAGCUUGCCUCUCAGUUAGUUUCAAAUCCAAACAGCGAAGUUCCUGAUACUAUAGUAUCCUCAAACUCAACUCCCGGAGUCAUACAUUCACAUAAUUCACCAACACGUUCAUACAGUGUGUUGUCAAAUAAUGUGCCUCCCGCAACUUCCUUUUCGGUUCCUUCUACUGCGGGUGCUUCAACGACUGACUUUGAAUUGAAAUAUAAAAAUCAAAAUUCUCAUCAACCCAAGCCGCCAGGUAUCGAUUUAUUACUGCCUCAAUUUAAUUCUAAUCAUUUAACUGAUGAAAAAUUGAUUAAAAAUAACCAUAGAACAAAUCAUUCACAUAAUAGUUCUUUUACAAAAUCAUAUCCAGCGUCAAUUGACUUGGCUUCCAUAGCCACCUCUCCAAUGAAUUCAAAUAGUGUGCAAAACAUCUCCACUAUAAAUUCUGCAUCUCCUAAUAAUCCAAACGGUUUACCUACAAUGGCUACAUUUUCAAUUUCCUCAGGCCAAUCAACGCACGCAACACCUGAAACAUUCAUACCAUCUCCACAAGACUUAAAGCUUCCUAUUAAGGUGUCAGAUAAGACAGAUGUCAUUGAUCCUAAGAAGAAGCAUUCGUGCCCACUUUGUCAAGCUAGGUUUCAGAGACCAGAACACGUCAAAAGGCAUUUGAAAAGUCAUUCGUCUGAGAAGCCGUAUGAGUGUGAUGAACCAAACUGUGGAAAGAGAUUUAAUAGAAAAGAUAAUUUAAAAGCUCAUCUAAAGAAAAUUCAUCACCGAAAAUUAUAA
This is a messenger RNA of Debaryomyces hansenii CBS767, 2154 nucleotides long. RefSeq names its product Cas5p (gene CAS5). Bases 1 to 2154 code for a protein of 717 amino acids. The record is from RefSeq and is a predicted model, not a curated record. The transcript has a single exon. NCBI's taxonomy places the organism in Eukaryota, Fungi, Ascomycota, Pichiomycetes, Serinales, Debaryomycetaceae.